CGGGCGGGCGGAAGGGCCGCUCGGGCUCGGACCUCGAGGACGAGGAUGCGGGCGCGAAUGCGCUGACGCGCGAGGAGAAGCGCAAGCGGCGAAUGGAGCUCGAGAUGCGCCAUGGGGCGAACGGCGGCCGCCGCGCAAACUCGUCGGGUUACUCGAAGGCGGGGAGGCGCCUCCCGGGCGGUGCGGUGGACAUCACGACGAGCAACAACGGUGCGCAGUCGGAUGGGAAGAGCACGAUGUCGGUGCGGCAGCGCCUCGCGCAGGCGCCUGCCACGCUCAUAAAGCUCAACGUUAACAAACGAGACACUCGGACGAUUGACGAGAUUCUGCAGGACCGUGCGAAGGCAAAAGCGAAGACAUUGGAGGGCGAGGAGGCCAAGGAUUUCAAGGACUGGUUCGGGAAGGCCAAGGAGACGAAGGUUGUCUCGCAGGUCGGCUCCACGUCGACGUCGCGAGCCAAUACCCCUGCAGGCGGCAGCAGCCAGAAGACAGCUCUGCAGAGAACCCAGAGUGGGUCUGCGUCUCCUGCCGCCAAGACUCCGAAUCCGCCUCGCCCGUCGUCCUCCACUACCAUGCCCAAAUCUUCCUCAGUACAACGACCAGCCCCGUCAAGGCCGCUGCCGACCAAGUCGGUACCCUCCACGAGUUCUAGGACACCGGUAGCCUCUAGCAGGGUGACUGCGACCACGUCAUCGAAACUCGCGGCCCCAGUUAGCAAGCCUGUCCCUCGGAAGAGGCAGCGUUCCCUCUCGUCGUCUUCAUCGCGGAGCCCGUCUCCGCCACCUGCCAAGAAGCGUGGUACAUCCUCAGGGAACGAUAUCAGCUCCGAAAUUUGGAAAUUGUUUGGCAAGGAUCGCUCCCGUUAUGUCGCUGCCGAUGUGAUGAGCGACGACGAGGACAUGGAGGCGGGUGCGAGUGACCUCGAGAGGGAGGAACUCAGAAGUGCGCGUAUCGCUCGGAAAGAGGACGAGAUUGCGAUGGAGGCGGAAAAGCGCCACGAAGAAGAGAAGCGGCGCAAGCGAAAGGAGAAGGAAUCGCGGGACCGAAGAGGUUGAUACUUUCCAUCUCUCACAGCGACACGCUCCAGUGUCGGUAUGACCAUAUCCUUCAAACUCGACACUACUCUUCUUGGCUUCUAACUUCAGAUCUUACCAUGUUUCUCUGUAUGUCUAUUCGUAUACUGCUGCAUCAUUGUACCAUCGCCACCUAUCUUAUUCUCCACUCGCACCGACACAUUAGUAGAUCACGCAUAUGCAUGUAUCAGCCUCCC
Molecule: messenger RNA, 1270 nt
Organism: Rhodofomes roseus
Lineage: Eukaryota; Fungi; Basidiomycota; Agaricomycetes; Polyporales; Fomitopsidaceae
Product: SPT2 chromatin protein-domain-containing protein
Exons: 2
Coding region: 93-1055 (320 amino acids)
Biological process (GO): regulation of DNA-templated transcription; nucleosome assembly
Cellular component (GO): nucleolus
Molecular function (GO): DNA binding; histone binding
Source: RefSeq, a predicted model, not a curated record